AUGGAUCUUAUCGAGGCACAUCAUGCCACACACAUCAAAGACCUAAAGACCCGACUUACUCGUAACCAACGACUUACUCUAUACACAGAAUUUGGCAUUCAAUGGGAAGAGACGGCCAAGCAGUGUAUUGAGGUAUACAAUGAAGAACUACUAUCGCAUCAAGCCUCUAUGCCAUUCGAGGACCAUAUCCAACAGAACAAUCAUCAAGACACCUGUACUCGCCCCACACACACUGACACCACAUUCUUCGACGACCUCUUGCGCAUCAAUCACAUGGACAAACACACCUUUUGUAUGUCUAUCCACAACCUCAUGAAUAAGAAGCUCGACCGUGUCAACACUCUAUGCAUCGAAGGGCCUACUACAACAGGGAAAAGCCUCUUCCUCAAGAUGAUAUGCCAAAACCACCAAUUUGGUACUGUACAACGCUCCGGGGACCAUUCCCAGUUCUUCUUACAAAAUCUCCUAGACAAAUCCGUUGCUCUAAUGGAAGAACCCCGCAUCACCAUCCAGACGGUCCAAGACUUUAAUGAGCUCCUAGGACGCACGCCCUUUGACAUACACGUGAAGCACUCACCAGAUCCUCAAUACAUACAUCACCCCCCAUCGACGCAGCUGCUAUAUAUGCUCGAUGCCACAUGUAAAAGUUCACUGUUCAAGUCGGCACGCCGGAACUACCACAACCACGAAUCACUCUCUGCGCCUGUCACUUUGCCUCUUGGUAUGGCCGCGUAUGGCCGCGACUCAACAACAGAGAAUGAUGCCACGGCCAACACUACCCCCUCUAGUGCUAAACGGAUCCGCCUCCUUCGACCAUUAUACAACACUACCACAAUCACCAUCACACGCAAACAACACCUCAUCAUCAACCAAUACAAACCUGCAGACACCUCUGACACACUCUAUCACAUGUCUACCCCUAUCCGUAUUUGA
Molecule: messenger RNA, 933 nt
Organism: Dicrocoelium dendriticum
Lineage: Eukaryota; Metazoa; Platyhelminthes; Trematoda; Plagiorchiida; Dicrocoeliidae
Source: the annotation of a GenBank genome assembly